AUGUCGCAGAAUGAAAGGAAGUCGCUGUUACUGCCUGUGGGGGGAGUGAAGGGUGGUGCUGCUGCCCCCCCCCGUGCUGCUGCUGCUGCUGCUGCUGCUGCUGCUGCUGCUUCAAAGCGCGGCCAUGUAGUGCAUUCUUCUGAAAGCAGCAUUGUUUGUGUUUCUGCUGGUGCUACGCCGCUGCACAUGUCUGCUGCAGCAGAAGAAGUAGAUUUAGCUCUGCUAUCUGAGGAGCAGCAGCAGCAGCAGCAGCAGCCGUGCUUACACGAAGGGCACUCCCAACCUGUUACAACAGCACUAUCUGCAAUCCAGAGGGUUGCUGCUGCUCCUCGUGCGGGUAUAUGCGAAUCUGCUGCCUCUCUCUCCCAGGUGCAGCAGCUGCAGCAGCAGGUGCAGCAGCUGCAGCAGCAGCUGCGGCAGCAACAGCAACAGCAGCAGCAGCAGCAGCUAACGAGCCCUCUUGCCUCUAAAGAGGAAGCUGCAGCAGAUCAGCAGCAGGAGAGCAAAAAGGGAGACGUUCAUGAAGCACCAGCAGCAGCAGCAGCAGCAGCAGCAGCCGUAGCAGUAUCUUCUUCAGCAGCAUCCCCAGAAGCAGCAGAAGCAGCAGCAGCAGCAGGAGCAGAAGAAGAAGAAGAGUACAUUGAAAAGAGUGUAGGGCGUGUUCGUUAUAUUGAAGAGAAGCUGCAAUCAAUGCAUUCAACAAUGCUGCGAGCUCUCGUAGACAGCAGCGACUUAGAGCAGCAGCAAUAUGUUGCUCUAGCCAAGCAAAUCGAGGCUUUCUACGACGAAUACGAAGGUUGCUUUUGA
Eimeria acervulina is the source of this 807-nucleotide messenger RNA. Its product is annotated as asparaginase, putative. Bases 1 to 807 code for a protein of 268 amino acids. Lineage: Eukaryota; Apicomplexa; Conoidasida; Eucoccidiorida; Eimeriidae. The transcript has 3 exons. The record is from RefSeq and is a predicted model, not a curated record.